Tyto alba (common barn owl) is the source of this 1890-nucleotide messenger RNA. It is a transcript of the gene AGPAT2, whose product is annotated as 1-acylglycerol-3-phosphate O-acyltransferase 2. NCBI's taxonomy places the organism in Eukaryota, Metazoa, Chordata, Aves, Strigiformes, Tytonidae. The coding region runs from base 94 to 915 and encodes 273 amino acids. The transcript is spliced from 6 exons. Gene Ontology annotation, biological process: phosphatidic acid biosynthetic process. Gene Ontology annotation, molecular function: 1-acylglycerol-3-phosphate O-acyltransferase activity. Gene Ontology annotation, cellular component: endoplasmic reticulum; membrane. The record is from RefSeq and is a predicted model, not a curated record.
GGAGGAGGAGGAGGAAGAAGAAGAAGAAGAAGGAGGAGGAGGAGCGGCAGACGGUGCUGCCUCGGCCGGGAUUGCGCGGUCCGAGGCGGCGGCAUGGAGCUGGGCUGGCUGCUGUGGGGGGCGGCGGUGCUGCUGCUGCUGCUGCACGUCCUGGCGGAGCUCAGCCCCGCCGUCAACUUCGCGCUGCGCAUCGGCUUCUACUGCCUGCUCUGCGUCGUCUGCUCGGCGCUGACGGCGCCCGUCUGCCUCCUCGUCAACGGCGGCCGCACCGUCAAGAACAUGAGAAUCAUCAAAACUGUGGUCAAGAGCUUCAAGUAUUUCUUCGGCCUGAGGUUUGAGGUGAAAGGACUGGAGAACUUUGAGGUGGAGGGCCCUGCUAUCAUUGUGUCCAACCACCAGAGCAUCCUCGACAUGAUGGGGCUGAUGGAGGUCCUGCCCGAUGACUGUGUCCAGGUGGGCAAGAAAGAGCUGAUGUACGCUGGCAGUGUGGGGCUCAUCAUCUACCUCGGCGGUGUCAUCUUCAUCAACAGGAAGAGCACCACCAGUGCCAAAAUGGUGAUGGCAGAGGUGGCCAAGACUAUGACAGCUGAAAAUGUGAAGGUGUGGGUGUACCCUGAGGGCACGAGGAACUGCACUGGGGAUUUGCUGCCAUUCAAGAAAGGAGCAUUUCACCUUGCUGUCCAGGCACAGGUCCCAGUGAUCCCUGUGGUGUAUUCCUCCUUCACUACCUUCUAUAACCCAAAGAAGAAUCUAUUUACAUCAGGCAAAAUCAAGGUUGAGAUUCUGCCUGCAAUAGAGACCAAAGGCCUGACAUCAGACGAUGUCUCUGACCUCACUGACAGAUGCUUCCGCACCAUGAGGGAGACCCUCUUCAGGCUGUCCGGCCGUCCAAGUGAGGCAAAGGACUCAUCGUAGAUGCUUCUCCAGUGGUGUCACCAUGUGGUGGUGGCUGAAGGGACCUGUCUGUUGCCAAAUACCCAAGGAACUUCUCUUCCUCUGCAGUGACUUGUAACUCUGGGAACACCACAGACUGGCACACACGAGGUGUCGAGCCAGCACUGAGGUUCCCCGUUGAGUGGAUUUCUCCCAUUGGGUUCAUUAUCUCACAAUGAAAAGUCUCCUUUUUAUGAAUUUCUCAGGCAUCAAACUUGUGCUGCCAAAGGGCUCGAUGACCCAGAGAGGUGAGUUCCCCCAGCUCAGGCAGCUGGUGUGGGGUGACAACAAAAACCUGGCCAGAGGCUGGGCUCUGCCUCACAUGAGUGUCCCUGCACACAUGUUUGUGCUGGCCUGGCCCUGUGCUGUCCCAGGUGGAAACCACCAGACAGCAAUUUGUAUCUGCACAUCCUUGAUGCUGCUCAGUGGGGCUGAGAAUUGGGUGCAAAUCCAGACUCUGGCUCUUUGGCAGCACUGGGAGCGCAGUGUCCUCCCUGGGCAGCCCGGAGCACUGCCACCCUGCCCCGUGGAGCUCACGCUGGUCUCUGGGGUAGGGCCUGUCUCCUUGAGAGACGCCCUUGGGUCACAGCACCAUCUUGUGCUGGGGUUUUGUGUUGCCCAGGCACUCCUUUCACUUUGGAAGGAAGCACCUAGGGCCAGUAACUUCAGCUGGGCUGCAGAGGGGGCAUGUACGGGGCCAGUCAGCCUUACAGUGUCUCUUGGGGUGUGAUUGCCUUGCCUGAACGGGUGCCCUUGCUCACUGAGGGGUGCAGCAGUGAAGAUGGAAGCUGCAGCCUGACCAAACCAGCAUAUAUGGUCUGGGCAAAGUUUAGCUGAAUGCUGUCCAGCCUUACAAGUUGAGUCAUCUUCUGAAUGAAACCGCACCCUUGUUUCUACCACUCAGAGCCACCAGCUUGGUUUUAUAAACUGCACAAAUGUGUUGGAGUCCUGGGCAAA